CAUAAACAAAUAGGCAGAAAGAUUUAAGGUGUUAACAUUGCCACCGUCGGGUGUGCUGGGUUGGUCGCCUAAUUGCCUUACAAUAUUAUUGUGGCAUUGUGGCGACCUGCAUUAUUUGCCAAACUGCGAUCAAGUGUAAAGGGUGAUUUGUAUUUGAAAAAAAAUGGCAACGCCAAGGUCUAUGUACGCUUUGUCACCGGGACUUUGCUCAGUUCUUCAGAGCGCUGUUGAACGUGCUAAUGAGUUAUCUGCUAAUCCCACUAAACGGCGUGAAUUUAUGUGCCGCUUUGAUAGUGAAUUCGCAAGUGCAACGACCGAAGCACGUUAUCAGAAUUUAUUUAGAAAAAUUGUUACCUGGUUACAAAAUAUUCCUAAUCUGGACAUGCCACAACGCGUUGAGGAGUUACGAAUGGCGGAACUAGCUGGUGCUGGCAUUCUGGUGAUAAUUAAGCUGCAUUGUGCCGAGGUACAGCCAUCGUUUGAAGACUUACUUGAUCAAAUCGAGGAUGCGUUUAGUGCGCGCCUUAUGGCAGCUCAAACUAAAGCAUCAAAACCGCCAUCAGAAGACAUCCCAUCCCACAUCCUAAAAGAGCGUCCCGGUUCUCUGGCCAGUAUACUUAAGGAAGCAGGAAAGAAAGCAGCUGCAAUUUCUGCCCAAAUAGAAGAAUCACUGGUGGAUGCAGAAAGACGCGACGCUGAAUCUCAACUUGAUGUAACAAGUGCGAAUGUUGUCCCUGCAGAACAGGUAACGCUACCUGAAGAUUAUGCGAUCGAUCUGGACGACAACGAAUUUUUCACCGAUAUCAACGAUCUUUUGGAAGACGAUGGGUUCGGAGCACCACUUAGUAUUCCGCAAGUGGUUGUGACUUCGCCGCCUGAAAAAUCAACAGUGUUUGAAACGUCUUCCGGCUUUGACAUCUACGCCAAUGAGGCGACACUGCAUGUUGACGUAACGCAGCUACUAGAAACAAAGGUGGUUGUUGGGGAACAACAUCCACCCGCAGACUCUUUCGUGCUGGAGCCGCUGGACACGAGACCAGUUCCUCCAAGCAGGCAACCUCGUAAACGCAUCGUUUCUGACGCAACGACAAAAUUAACUACCCUGGACCUGCAAAGACAAAUUCAAGACACUUCAGAUAUUGUGAGAAGCCUGCCCGAUGAUCGAGCAGCGGUUAUUAGAAACAUACGAGGAUGGAAAACGGCGGCCGAACUUCUGCAUCAUGGCUCCAAUGUGCCGCGGAAAGGGAGUACCCUACAAAAUGAAGUGUUGGAGGCGAUGAAUUUACCAAAGCGGGUUCAACCAACGCCUGCUAAACAGGCUCCGAUGGGUGACGAAGGAACAAUGCAAACCGAUCACGAGGACGACUUAGGACAGUCGUCGUUGGUUGUUCCUGGGGAGUCAAUGCGGCAGGAUGAAACGAAUAUUCCGCCGACUGAUGCUCCGAGAGAAACGUUGGAGUCUUCUUCCCUCCCACAAGCUUCACGUAUUGAUACUCCUUCUUUUGAGCCCUUAUCGGCCACUCGAGAAGGUUCUGUUCCCACUAUUUUUGAAGGUUUCCAGGAGAAAACCGCAUCAGAUGCGGCGCUUGCGGGUACACCGCCAGACGCUACAAUGCAAAUUUUCGUCACGGACAUACCUCCAACUGAAAGGUCGAGCGAUGAAGAAACAGUUAUCAUAAGAUCCGAAGAAACCGAGAGGUCAAUUGACGAAGCAAUGCGGAUUAGAAAUAGCCAAGAUCUUAUAACCCGCGCGAUCAGGUGCAACGGCGAAAGAUACACAAACCCGAGAAAUGGAAAAGUUGUUCCCUAUAUAGCUUUCUCAGACAUCCCUAAAACUGGCUUGUGCAACGAAGAUCAUUUACCAACACUUAUGAGUGAUCUUAUGGUCCUGAUUAAGUUAGGAAUCUUCAUAUGCAUCCAACAGGAGACUGCAAACGAAUCCAAUGACCUAUAUAUUUUUCUAAGAAAAAAACAACUGGAGUAAUCAGCCGUAUGGCUGGUUUAGAGCUGUAUUGUCGUACAUUUAACAAUAUGUGUUAAACGGUCUUUGUUUAUAUGUGGCACGUGUAUACGUAUGAUAUUGUGGUUAUAAAUGCAUUUGUGUAUAAUCGUAACUCAAUCGUGAAGAUGUUGCAAAUAGUGUAGCAAUCAUGAUCGAUUUUGUAGAAGCAAAUCUUCACGAUAAAUUGUCUAUUAUAAUUGCGACACAAGGACAAAACUGUGCACAUCAGGUUUAUAAGAUUGACAUAGGUUCUCCAGGCUAGUCGAAUAGAUUUAGUCGGUGUUUUUUUAGAAUACAUAAAAACUCAUUGGCUGUUUUAUGGCACCAGUAUAACACAGGUCCUUUCUCAUUGUAAUUAAUACAACUGCAGUAGUUUAAAUAUAAACUAGGCUUGAUGAUAGGCAUUUGUGGUUCCAAGACUUCAUGUGAGAAUUUCUGUGAUUGAAGAUGUCCCCUGCAAAACUUGUUAAUCCGCCUGAAUCUAAUAUCAUUUAUACUGUUUCUCCUAACGUUAUGUGUCAUAAUCUUAACUAACACUGUAGAUUUCUAAAAUACAAACUCGAAGGUUUGAACAGGACCCAUUUCAUCAAAUUCACUAUUUUUACGUUCCUAUUUUUUUUUUUAAAUCUCGUGUUAUGACAAUUCGUUUUGGAACUCAGCAUGUUCAUUAAUCAAAUUCAGAAGAUUUGUAGCCUAGAACUAACCUUCCCAUAUAUGUAACCAGUACCUGGGCUGAGUUCCAGGUCUGAAUAGUUUCCCUAAAAUUUCAUUAAAAGAUCUUUAUUGCUAUGGUGUAGUGCAUUGUUGACAUCCUUACAGUUACCAAACAUGGUAGAACCAAAUCGGGUCAAAUAAAGGCAUAGAGUCAACCACAAGUAAGAAUAACUUUAAACAAAGUUAUUCUUAUUUGUCCUUUUUUCUACUAAAUACGACUAAAUAAAAUUCUUACGAUUGUCAGAUAUAAUUUGAUACGUCGAAAUAUUUUUAUUCAACAUAUAACGUUAAUGUUAAUGAUUUUUCGUCUUUAAAUAGAUAUAGCUUUUUAGAUCAACAUUUUUUCAUACAUAUCCACGAAUAUAGCUGAUAUUAAAUGGGAUAAUUAGACGUUUUGCCACGACCGUUACUCUUUGCAUUUGCCUAAAUCCAAAAA
Varroa destructor (honeybee mite) is the source of this 3152-nucleotide messenger RNA. RefSeq lists its product as uncharacterized. The record is from RefSeq and is a predicted model, not a curated record. Lineage: Eukaryota; Metazoa; Arthropoda; Arachnida; Mesostigmata; Varroidae.